CCGCGUGGCAUUCCGUCCCCCCCGCGUGACGCCAACAAUGCCCAACAACGCAGCCAUCGGAAGCAUCGUCGCCGCCGUCGGCGUCGUCGCCGUGGUCUGCGCGAUCGCCGCGGUCACGAGCUCCAAGAAGGAUCGCAAUGGCGAGCUCACCGCCAACGUCAGGCUCUCCACCGUGUGCUCCGUGACGCGGUACCCUGGCAGGUGCGAGCAGAGCCUCGGCCCCGUCGUGAACGACACCAUCGACCCCGAGAGCGUCCUCCGCGCCGCGCUGCAGGUGGCGCUCGAAGAGGUCACCAGCGCGUUCAACCGCUCCAUGGACGUCGGCAAGGACGACGACGCCAAGAUCACCAAGAGCGCCAUCGAGAUGUGCAAGAAGCUCCUCGACGACGCCAUCGAAGAUCUCAGGGGCAUGGCGAGCCUCAAACCCGAGGAGGUCACGAAGCACGUCAACGACCUCCGGUGUUGGCUGUCCAGCGUCAUGACGUACAUCUACACCUGCGCCGACGGCUUCGACAAGCCGGAGCUGAAGGAGGCCAUGGACAAGCUCCUGCAGAACUCCACCGAGCUGAGCAGCAACGCGCUCGCCAUCAUCACCAGCCUCGGCGAACUCAUGCCGGCUGCCAAGUCGAACGGAUCCACCGGCGCGCACCGCCGGCUUCUCGGGUUGCAGGGCAGUGAGGCGGCAGAGGGGGUAAGCUUGCGCGAGCUUCUUGCCGUCCACGACAAGGUACAGGAGCUCACAGAUGUGAAAGACGUCAGCCGCCAUCUCUUGUCCGAGACGCUGGACGCGAUCACCGAGAUGUCCCACGACGCAGGCCGCCGCCUUCUUGGCGUCACGCUCAGCGAAGCCACAGACGACAGCGACGACAGUGGCCUCCCCGGCCGCCGGCUGCUGAGUAUGUCUUUCCACGACGCCGACCACGGGGUGCACGGCGGCGAUCAUCGGCGGCUGAGUAUGUCUUUCCACGAUGCUGACCACGAGGUGCACGGCGGCGAGCAUCGGCGUUUGAGUAUGUCUUUGAACGACGCCGACCCCGAGGAGCAAGGCGGCGAGCAUCGGCGUCUGAGUAUGUCUUUAAACGACGCCGACCCCGAGGUGCAAGGCGGCGAGCAUCGGCGGCUGAGUAUAUCUUUGAACGACGCCGACCCCGAGGUGCACGGCGACGAGCAUCGGCGGCUGAGUAUGUCUUUGAACGACGCCGACACCGAGGUGCACGGCGGCGAGCAUCGGCAGCUGAGCAUGUCUUUGAACGACGCCGACACCGAGGUGCACGGCGGCGAGCAUCGGCGGCUGAGUAUGUCUUUGAACGAGGCCGGCACCGAACAGCCCAGCGGCGAGCAUCGGCAGCUGAGUGUGUCUUCCAGUGACGCUGGCUCCUCCACGGACUCCACCUCCGACUCCGAUACGCCCGGCGGCGACCCCAAGGAGCCCGCGGCCGUUGAUGACUCCAAAAACGCCGUCCCCGGGGAGCCCGCCGCCGCCGCCGCCGCCGAGCAUCGGCAGCUGGGCACGCUUUUCAACGCUAUCCACAACAUGACGAGCAAGGCCGACACCGUCAAGCGCCGGCUGCUGAGCAUGCCACAAGACGGCUCCGACGCCACCGAGCACGAGGGCGGCGGGCGCGCGCUUCUGUCCAUCCAGCUCCAGAGCAUCGCCGACAUGUCCGCCGAGAUGAACCGCCACCUCCUCGCGGCGGAGCUCCCCGACGAGCUCGCCGGCAAGCGGCAGCUCCUGUCCACGACGCUCAGGGAGCUCAACGAAGCAACCACGGCGGCGAAGGGCCAGCUCGACAAGAUCGAGAACGGCACGGUGCACUCCGACGCCAUCCCGGAGCGAAUUCUCGGAGAUGAGUACAGGGCCACCCCCCACCACCGGCUGCUCACCACGGACGUCGUCGGCACGAUCGAAGACAUCGAACACGAGCGCCACAACCAGCCCAAGCCCGGCGAGUUCCCGUCGUGGGUGUCCGCCCACCAGCGGCGUCUCCUGCAGGCCGGCACGCAGAAGCCCGACAAGGUGGUCGCCAAGGACGGGAGCGGCGACUUCAAGACGAUCACCGAGGCCGUCAACGCCGUGCCCAAGAACUCCCCGACCCGCUUCGUCAUCUACGUGAAGGCCGGCGAGUACAACGAGUACGUCACCAUCCCCAGCUCGUUGCCCAACAUCUUCAUGUACGGCGACGGCCCGACCAAGACGCGCGUCCUCGGCAACAAGAGCAACAAGGACGGCGUCGCCACCAUGGCCACCCGCACCUUCUCGGCGGAGGGGAAUGGAUUCGUGUGCAAGUCGAUGGGGUUCGUGAACACGGCGGGGCCGGAGGGGCACCAGGCGGUGGCGCUGCACGUGCAGGGGGACAUGUCGGUGUUCUUCAACUGCAAGUUCGAGGGGUACCAGGACACGCUGUACGUGCACGCCAACAGGCAGUUCUUCCGGAACUGCGAGGUGACGGGGACCAUCGACUACAUCUUCGGCAACUCGGCGGCGGUGUUCCAGAGCUGCCUCAUGACGGUGCGGAAGCCGAUGGACAACCAGGCGAACAUGGUGACGGCGCACGGGCGCACCGACCCCAACAUGCCCACCGGCAUCGUGCUCCAGGAUUGCCGCAUCGUGCCGGAGCAGGCGCUCUUCCCCGUCCGCCUCCAGAUCGCCAGCUACCUCGGCCGGCCAUGGAAGGAGUACGCGAGGACGGUGGUGAUGGAGAGCGUCAUCGGCGACUUCAUCAAGCCGGAGGGGUGGUCGGAGUGGAUGGGCGACGUGGGGCUCAAGACGCUCUACUACGCCGAGUACGCCAACACCGGGCCAGGCGCCGGCACAAGCAAGAGGGUGACGUGGCCGGGAUACCGCGUCAUCGGCCAGGCCGAGGCCACGCAGUUCACCGCCGGCGUCUUCAUCGACGGCUUGACGUGGCUCAAGAACACCGCCACGCCCAACGUCAUGGGCUUCGUCAAAUGAUCGAUCACGUAUCAUAUGCCAUCAUCACAUCGAGUCUCCACACUUAAUUUGCUAGUAUAUAUUUGUUUAGUUUGCGAGGAAUUUUACGGUCAGGUACCACCAGUUACGUUAACUCGUUGUGUAUGGUACAUUUUUUUUUGCCUCGUCAGGCAUUGAAGCACACUUAGACAAGUGCGUGUGUAUUUAAGAGGAAAUGUACAUGUGGAGGAUAUGAAAAAGAAUGUAUUAUGCAUUUUAAUUUAUCAACUUACUAUA
Molecule: messenger RNA, 3208 nt
Organism: Oryza sativa Japonica Group (Japanese rice)
Lineage: Eukaryota; Viridiplantae; Streptophyta; Magnoliopsida; Poales; Poaceae
Product: probable pectinesterase/pectinesterase inhibitor 13
Biological process (GO): cell wall modification
Molecular function (GO): pectinesterase activity; pectinesterase inhibitor activity
Source: RefSeq, a predicted model, not a curated record